Molecule: messenger RNA, 1843 nt
Organism: Fusarium verticillioides 7600
Lineage: Eukaryota; Fungi; Ascomycota; Sordariomycetes; Hypocreales; Nectriaceae
Exons: 3
Coding region: 548-1582 (344 amino acids)
Biological process (GO): retrograde vesicle-mediated transport, Golgi to endoplasmic reticulum
Cellular component (GO): SNARE complex; endoplasmic reticulum
Source: RefSeq, a predicted model, not a curated record
CACCGUUAAAUCAAGAAAGCUUUGAUCGGAAAGGGUACUCAAGGCCUUCAUAGACGGACCGAUAUCUUUAUAAUUCUGGACUAUCAUCCAGUCUUUCGGAGGUUGAAUCGAGUCAAGCUGAUCUGCCCAUCGUGCACCUUGAGUGUGGAAGUUGAGAGAUGAUCUUUGAUAAGAGGAUCGCGAAGAGUGGAGGGUUAGAGGGUCACUAUAGGUUUUGACUGAUUGCAAAUCAUUAUACUCCGUAAAAUAGCCUAGAAUGGUAAAGAGGUUGCAUCACAGCUGAAGCAUGGUUUCUUCAGCAUUGGAGCUUGAGCUCGAUGACUAAGCCACGUGGAGCUUUCUUCGAAGUGCGUCAGAGCUUCAUACCAAUGCAGCCAUGGUGUCUACAACAACCCUGGACCGUUAUUGAUGAGAGAGCUUGACUCGAAUGCUCAGACAAAGCUGGAAUCACUCAGCCAUAAAGCACAUAAGCUCAUGAACUCGGGUACACUAACGGCUCAUCCUUUCAGCGAAAACCUUCGUCCUGGACUAAUUCGGAGCACACGCCAUGGAUGUCACGGUCACUUUCAAUGAGCUCCUACGGGAACGAAAUGCGCCGGAAACAAGAAAACGUGUCACAUUGGAUGCUAUCGAUGGUUUCUUAAAGGAGGCAUAUAGGAUUAAUUCGCAUAUUACCAGCCUGCAUCGAGAGCUUCAAGAUGUUCGACAAGCUUAUUUAUCGACUGCGCAGCCACGAAAAACACAUAAUCGAGUCGCAAAAGAACAAGCUCGUGUGCUUACGGAUCGAGACCGAGAAGAAGUUGACGCCAAUGCGAAGCAGAUGAUUCGGGAGUUGAAUGCUGGCAUUCGUGCUCUCGAUGAGGCUGAACAGUUACGGCGUGAAACUGAAUCAGCUAUAAUCCGAAAGAAAUUUGGAGGCCUAGGAGCUUUUGGGGCAUGGGCAUCAGGUGGCAUUAUUAGCAGUAAAACAGAGGAGCAUGCAGAAGCCGAAGCCAAGGCACGAGAUUUGGGAAUUCAUCGAGAUAGCAUUCUCUGGUUUUUACGGCAACGACUCGAGCUAUGCUGUCGAACGCAACAAGAAAUGAUGGAAACACGUCUCAAGCGUGAGUUGGAGAAGAACCGCAGCAUGCUUUCAAGAUCAGGCGCCACCAUUGCUGGAGAUUUCGCGGAAUUUCCUCCAUCUGCCCGACGAAACUCCCAACCAGCCCCUGCUGCACCGAUCCCUAUGUCCGAAGACGGUCAGUUCCCGAGCCAGGGGUUGACAGAGGAACAGAUCCAGAUGUUUGAGCAAGGGAACCAAGACAUGAUGAAGCAUUUCGAGAAUAGUUUGGACAAAGUCAGAACUGCUGAGAAGUCGCUACUAGAAAUAGCUGAGCUGCAGUCACUUCUCGUCAACAACCUUGCCACGCAGUCAGCGCAUAUAGAUCAACUCGUAGCAGACUCGUUUGCAACCACGGAAAACGUGGGCGGUGGUAACAAGGAAUUAAAAAAGGCGACACAGCGCGCAAGUCCAGCAAAGUAUACAUUCUUUGCGGCAAGUGGGCUCUGCGCUUUCCUUGUGCUUUGGGAUCUGGUAUUUUGAGUUGGCAAAGGAACAAAAGGGUGUGCAGACAUACUGACACCUAGGCAUUAAGAGCUGGGAGGGUAUGGGAGCCGCAACCAACUAUAUUAUAUCUCUAUGCUAUAUACUAAGCAAAUAGUCGAAGACGGAGCACAUAUAUGUGCCUUGUUAUGUUCAUCUUCGUAGUGGCUAAUGAGCUCAUGAGAAAUGUUUGACCUGAAGACAAACACCACUUUGAGUCGGAACAUGUCCUUACUUCAGACUGAGCUGAUUUUGGCCGUG